GUCCGCGCCCCGCACCCGCAGCCCGCCCAGGCGGAGUCAGCCUGCGCUCCGCCCGCCGCGCUCCGGGCUCGGAGGUCCGGACUCCGGGCUCGCUGCCUCCCGGGCCGGCUCCGCGCCCCGCACCCCCGCGCCCCGCGCCCCCGAGGGAGGAGCGCACCAUGCCUCAGCUGGACUCGGGCGGGGGCGGCGCGGGCGGCGGCGACGACCUCGGCGCGCCCGACGAGCUGCUGGCCUUCCAGGACGAGGGCGAGGAGCAGGACGACAAGAGCCGCGACAGCGCCGCGGGCCCCGAGCGCGACCUGGCCGAGCUCAAGUCGUCGCUCGUCAAUGAGUCCGAGGGCGCGGCCGGCGACGCGGGGGUCCCGGGGGCGGGCGCCGGUGCCCGCGGCGAGGCCGAGGCUCUCGGGCGGGAACACACUUCGCAGAGACUUUUCCCCGACAAACUUCCAGAGUCUCUGGAAGACGGCCUGAAGACCCCGGAGUGCGCCAGCGGCAUGUACAAAGACACCGUCUACUCCGCCUUCAAUCUGCUCAUGCACUACCCACCCCCCUCGGGAGCAGGGCAGCACCCCCAGCCGCAGCCCUCGCUGCACAACAAGGCCAGUCAGCCUUCCCACGGCGUUCCCCAACUCUCUCCUCUCUAUGACCAUUUCAGCAGCCCACACCCCACACCUGCUCCAGCCGACAUCAGCCAGAAGCAAGGAGUUCACAGGCCUCUGCAGACCCCUGACCUCUCUGGCUUCUACUCUCUGACCUCAGGCAGCAUGGGACAGCUCCCGCACACUGUAAGCUGGCCCAGCCCUCCUCUCUACCCCCUGUCCCCUUCCUGCGGAUAUAGACAGCACUUCCCCGCCCCCACCGCAGCCCCUGGCGCCCCCUACCCCAGGUUCACCCAUCCACCCCUGAUGCUAGGUUCCGGUGUACCUGGUCACCCCGCAGCCAUCCCCCACCCAGCCAUUGUGCCCCCUUCAGGGAAGCAGGAGCUGCAGCCCUAUGACCGCAGCCUGAAGACGCAGGCAGAAUCCAAGGCAGAGAAGGAAGCCAAGAAGCCAACCAUCAAGAAGCCUCUCAACGCCUUCAUGCUGUACAUGAAGGAGAUGAGAGCAAAGGUCAUUGCAGAAUGCACACUCAAGGAGAGCGCUGCCAUCAACCAGAUCCUGGGCCGUAGGUGGCACGCACUGUCCCGGGAAGAGCAAGCCAAGUAUUAUGAGCUGGCCCGCAAGGAGAGGCAGCUGCACAUGCAGCUCUACCCAGGCUGGUCGGCGCGGGACAACUACGGGAAGAAGAAGAGGCGGUCACGGGAAAAGCACCAAGAAUCCAACACAGAUAACUCUCUUCACUAUUCCUAGGAGGAAAAAGAAAUGCAUUCGGUACUUACCCGGAGAAGGCCGCUGCCCCAGCCCCGUUCCUUCCGAUGACAGUGCUCUAGGCUGCCCCGGGUCCCCAGCUCCCCAGGACUCACCCUCGUACCUCCUGCUGCCCCACUUCCCCACAGAACUGCUUGCUAGCCCUGCGGAACCGGCACCUACAUCACCAGGUCUCUCGGCCACUCUCAGCCUCCCAGCCCCCUGGGCCCCCUCAGGCUCCUCACAGCAACCUGCAGAGUACACAGGUACAGCAACAGGAAUCUCAGAGACAGGCAGCCUAGCAUGCACAGGACACAUGGCUUCCUCCAGGGGCCCACCCUCUGAGAGGAGACGACAGAGCCCCAAAGCACGUGGAAACCGGCCAGGGGCCCUGUUGGCUCCCUCUCAGAGUCCAGGCCCUGGAGAUUUCAGAGGCUGCACAUCUUCUGCCUGAACAUGGGGCCAUCAAUUCAAACUGCUCCAAGUGGUGGGAAUUAGAUCUGCGUUGUGUCAUUUGAUUAAGGGCAUCCCCUCAUGCCUAUGGCAGACUGGAUCUAUUCUUUUUACCAUCUAUCUUGCUAGCCAGAUGCCCCUCCCUGCCUCCCUUGCUUUUCUGCUAUAGGUCAUAGAUGGACUGGACUGAGCCCAACUGCUUUCCCUACUUCCCCCACCCAACCCCACCACUGCCACACCCUCCCCAUACAAGAUACUUCAUGGACCAAGAACAAGCUGGUUUACCAAACAAUAUGUAAGCAUGGUCACAACCACAAAGCUCAAGACAACAGUGUUUCUCUCUUAAGGGCCUGGAGAAGCCCUGUUUACAGAAAACCAGCUGCUAUCUGUAAGCUGGACCAAAGGAAGCUUCUUGCCACGUUCUUUGGAGCUUACAAGAAGAGGAGUGAAUGGAAUAGGUUAAAUUUAGGCCUAUCACCCUAGCCAACAGGAAUAACCUGACACCACCUUAAAGGCAAGUGUGGGUGGUGAGGGUAUGUGGCUCUAGUUCAAAUUACUCAGAAAUGUUUCCUAAGGAACUCAACCACCUAAGAAGCCCUGAUACCAAAUGCCUCAGUCACUAGUGGCUGCAGUCAACGGUUCAAGUAAGUCAUGGCUCAAGAUCCAGUGUGCAUCCCUACCUGCUCUUGAGAGCCUUUUUCACAGAGCCAGUUCCAGCCUAUCCACAUCAUUCUAGCCAGCUCUCAGACAGUUGUAAGAGGGCAAGCCAAACCUCAGGACAACCAGUGCCUAUCUUCCAGCGUGAAAGUAGGCCAGCUUCAGUUUCCCUAUGGGGCUGCAGGAAGAAAGACUAUUACAACCAAAGCAAGGAGCCCAGAAAACCUCUAGUGGUGGACAUCAGGUUUGCACCACAGCCUACUUUAACCCAUUUCUGAGCCAAGCUUCAACCCUGAGCCUUAAAAAACAAAUCUUUAAUUUAACUUAGUUGGGUUUUUUGCCUCCUCUUCACUGUACAUAGCCUGAGUCCAAAGAGAAAGGGCUAUACCCCUGUACCCACACACACCCUCAACAAAAGCCUUUAGUUCCUACUUUAGCCACUGGCUUCUCAGAAUCCAAAGAUCGUAUGUUCUGGUGUAGUGUUGCAAGAAGUCUUGAGAGAAAAAAGGACCAUUGUAGUAUUCAAAAUAUUUUUGUAUUGUUAAUGCAUAUUACAGAAAAACUUUUCUGAUAUGAGAAUAAAGAUACUUUUUACUGGGUUUCUUUUUCAAA
Messenger RNA from Delphinapterus leucas (beluga whale), 3068 nucleotides. Lineage: Eukaryota; Metazoa; Chordata; Mammalia; Artiodactyla; Monodontidae. The record is from RefSeq and is a predicted model, not a curated record.